AUGUGCCCGAUAGACACUUCCGUAAUUGUAAACGGUGGAAUAACAGUAUAUGAAAAGAAUACAGUUUUGACGAUGUAUCAACAUUUUCCGAGCAUAAAAAUCUUGCUGGUAUAUUCAAAGGUUAAUAAAAACAUCCGUAAAAAUAAAGAAAUAAUUUUGGCGUAUUGGCCGGGCCUGAAAUCUAUUGUGGAUAGCAUCAACAAUUUAUCUUGGAAGUCUAUUGAUGUAUUUGAACAGAUAAAGGAUAUAAAGGGUGUUAAUACCAGCGAAUUAGAUACCAUUCCAGAGAGUUACUACGAUGAAUUAGUGGAACUUAUCCAUAUGAAUCAAGGGUUAUUAAAAAUGUUAAAUGUACCGCAUGGAAAUGUAGAUAUUAUUUGUGCAAUUGCGCAGGAACAUUUUUUAUACGGAAAAAUGACGGAUAGUAGAGGAAAGCUCGCCGGUAAAGAUAGUGAAUUCAUGUUCCAUUUGUUGCUAUUGAAUGUGGAGAACGAGGACAUCUCUGGGAUUAUGGAAGAAUUCAAGAAGCAUAGUUUUUCCACUAUGGUAACUGAUUCAUGA
Molecule: messenger RNA, 561 nt
Organism: Pogonomyrmex barbatus (red harvester ant)
Lineage: Eukaryota; Metazoa; Arthropoda; Insecta; Hymenoptera; Formicidae
Product: mevalonate kinase-like
Biological process (GO): isoprenoid biosynthetic process; cholesterol biosynthetic process; isopentenyl diphosphate biosynthetic process, mevalonate pathway
Cellular component (GO): cytosol; cytoplasm
Molecular function (GO): ATP binding; mevalonate kinase activity
Source: RefSeq, a predicted model, not a curated record